This is a messenger RNA of Stereum hirsutum FP-91666 SS1, 923 nucleotides long. RefSeq lists its product as uncharacterized. Lineage: Eukaryota; Fungi; Basidiomycota; Agaricomycetes; Russulales; Stereaceae. The record is from RefSeq and is a predicted model, not a curated record. The transcript has a single exon. The coding region runs from base 59 to 637 and encodes 192 amino acids.
AACCGCCCAUAUAUCAACCCAUUUACCCAGGAAUCCAAAAAUUCAAUCAAACAACGCCAUGUAUUCCCUUCGCGCUGCUACCAAACAUUCCCGUACUCUCUCCGCCCAGCUUCGCGUCGCGCCGUCGCACACGCGUACAUUCUUCUCUCCAUUCCCUGCCUCAAACAAGUCACCCUUGACGACCCCUCCGUCCGCCUCACCUACGAGCACCGACAAACCCUCGACCGUCUACGUCGUCUCAGAGCCCGACGCCUCCGAUCGCCCCUAUUCCGUCCCAUCCGGCGCCUUCCCCACCUCCGCCCCCUUCAUCGACUUCCCCCAAUCGACCACAGCGCCCAACCCCGGAGAGAACAAUGUGAGUUCGACGAGCCCUAACAGAGCACACCCGAAUCUCACGAAGCGAGUGCCGCACAAUGAAGCAGGAGUAGGCGAUAGUGCGGCCGUGAGGAAUCACGAAGCGCCCGGUGAGCUGGCGGACAAGGGAGGCGGGUAUGGAGGGUUGGGGUUGAUGGAUGCGAAGACGACGAGGGCGCCGGAGAGUGGAGAGUUGGCGGAGAGGAAUCCGCCGCCGAUUGGGGAGGUUGGAGAGGAGAUUUCGAGGAGGGGGUUGAAGGAGGCUUGGAAGGACCGGAAAUAGACGAAUAUAGACGCGGUCGGAUAGGGGCUUGGGGUUAUGAAAUUCGGUUUGAAUAAUACUUUUCUUGUUCGCUGUAACACCAUUUCUUGCAACUCGGGGUUGUGUACGAUACCUUUUAUGUGUGGCGCCUUCGUCGUUCUCCUACGUUAUACUUCAUUUGCCGUGGUGUCUCCGCUGAUACUGUCCAUUUCUUGAGGAUAACCGUCAAAAGUGUGUUCCAUGUCCCUUCGGAGUUCGACCCAAGUGCCAUAUAUCCUACGUCUGUCCAAAAUUAAUGGUUCAUAAC